AACAUAGGUACUAUCAGUAGGAAUAUGCAUCUGUUGAAUAAUAUAAUCUAGUUUAUAAAAUAAAUAUUUCAUUUUAUAAAAUUUUUAUCUGUGUAUUGAAUAUACCGUUAUUAUUGCAUACUGUAACAUAUCUAUUGCUCGUGUGAUAUGUCCUAAAUAAUUUCUUACUUCCAAUUGUUUUUUCACCACAUUUAGAACAAUAAUUACAGGUCUCAAUGGCAAUAUUUUAUCUUGCCAUUCAUUUACUAAAAAUAAAAAAUAUUAAAGAUAUGCAUUUAAAUCGUACCAUCAGUAUUUGGAAAUUUACCUGUAAGAAUUGCAGUAUUUUUAUCUUCUUUUAUGAAGUGCGAUUUAGUCCAAUUAGGUGGAUAUUGAAAUUGUUUGCUUGAUUUCGAUGUUAUUCGACUAUGGAGUAGUAUAAUAAAACCUAUUAAAAAGUUUUGUAAUGUAUUUAAAUUACUUCUGUAAUACUGUAAGAAAUGUAUUUAGAUAUGUGCACAUAUUACAAAAGAAAAUAGUAGAUAAUCCCACGAAUGUUGAAAUGAAUGACGUAGCACUAUUGUUAAAGUAAUCGUAUGUUGCAGCAUCUGUACAGUUUUCAACAUUUUUGAUAGUGAUGGGCUUAGCAUGAUAGCAGCUCAUAUUAUUAUUGUUUCCACAGUUUCCCUGAAAGAUCGAAACAUUGAUGCACGCAUCACUGAUAUCAUUUUCUGCAACCGAAAGAAAGCUUAUAUUAAUAUAGAGAUCAAAUUUUAAUAAUAGGGUAGGAUCAAACAUACCUGACAUAGGAACUUUAAAAGGAUUUUGUGGAAUAUCAUCAUGAUCCAUGGCAGUAACAGAUAUUAAUAUAUCGUAAAAUGAAAGACAUUCCAAUCUUUCAAUUUCAUCAAUAGUGAAAAGACUAGCAUAGAUUAUUGUAAAUUUGAAUGUGAAUAAUGAAGAACAUAGAAUUAUGAAAAUAAUGUUUUUUUUAGAUAAAAAUAACUUACUUAUUAUUUUUAUUUCUAUACCAAAAUCUAUCUCCAGCACGUAUUCGUUGAAACUGAUCAAUUAUGAUAGCUUGAAAUAAUUCUCCAGGUCCAUGAUCAGUUUCUAAUAUACCUCCCACCCAUAUAUCAAUAUUAUCAAAAGAAUUGUUAUGCAGUUUCAUAAAUUCGUUCUUGAUCUUGCCAUGAAAUAUUGAAUAGUAAUAUCAUUUUUUUGUGCUAUGAAAUUAGGUAGUUUAAUUAAGACUAAUAUUUUUUAUACGUACAUCCAUAUCUACAUUACUGAAGUGAGAUAUAUUAUUGAUUUUAGUUAGAUUAUAUGCUAUUCGAGCAGUAUUAUAAUCUGGAAGUCCAUGAUCACGACCUCUUUGAAUAUUGAGUGCCAUUAAGUCUCUUCUUGAGAAUUCAAGUGGACCAAACAAACUGCCCCUUAAGUCAUCUACUAUUUUAUGAUCUUCUUCUGCGCAUAGUUGAACAGCCAUUCCCAUAAUCAAUUUUUCUAUAUCAAUAAUUCCUUGCACCUUUGUCAUAUUUUCAUAAAUAGAAUUCUACACAAACAAAUCAGUUAUUUUUAAAUAAUGUAAACAAUUGAUAAUUUACCAUGUAUUUAUAUACCUUUGACAUCCAAUAGUUAUUACAUGUUCUAAUUGCUCUAUCAUUCUGUUCUAAUUUGCAACCCUCUCUACCAUAGUCUCGUAAAUAUACACCUAUUAAAAAGAAUUAUUUAAUUACACCUCUUUUGUAAUCAUAUUUUACAAAGCAUGUAUGAUGUUUCUAUUUUGCAAAAAUUGACAUUCUUUUUAAUAAAAAAUAACAAUAGAUGUUGAAGUAGGCUAUGAAUCGUUACAUGUUGUCUCUCAUCUAUAAUCACUGAUAUUAAUUUAUAAUACAUAUAAAAGUUGAUAUGCUGAAGAUAAAUUUAAUAAAAGUGUUUUGGAAAGUACCUGAUGGAACUAGGGUAUGACCAAAACGAAAAGCAGCAGCUUGAAAAAAUUGAUCAAUUUGUGGGUCAAUACUUGGAUCGUAACCUUUCAAAAAAUUAUAAAAAGUUACAUAAAAUCUAAAUAAAGAAAGAUUAAUUAAUGAAUUCUAUUAACUUCAAUGUUUUAAAUUGAUUACCAUUGUACAUAGGAAGUUCUUUACCCAACCAUUCAGGUAACCAUUCAUUUGUGAUAAUGUGUUGCUGUGUUGCUAUUACCCACUUACGAGCUUCAUUGUAAACUUUUUCACCAGACCAGUUAGGUUGUCGACUUUUUAUGUAAUUUGAUAUAUGAUUAUGCCAUCUAAACCAAAUUAUACCAAAAGUGAGAAGAAAUGGGUUUUCAUUCCCUCUUGGAUUUCCUAACUCUACAACAUAUGAGUGCAAUACAUGUAUUUUAAUCAUUACAUACAUCAUCCUGGAAAUGCAUAUUUUACAUUGCUUAAGACAUGUAAUAUUGUCAAAAAUAUCUCAUAUUUUUCAUAAAAAACAAUACAGAUUUGUACAAAAAAUGACUGUAAGAGAUGCAUUGAAUGCAGCUCUUGAUGAAGAAUUAGCAAGAGAUGAAAAGGUAUUUAUUAUAGGGGAAGAAGUUGCUCAAUAUGAUGGUGCUUAUAAAGUAACAAAAGGUCUUUGGAAAAAAUAUGGAGAUAAAAGAAUGAUUGACACGCCUAUUACAGAGGCCGGAUUUUGUGGUAUAGCUAUUGGUGCAGCACUAGCUGGCUUAAAACCAAUAUGCGAAUUUAUGACAUUCAAUUUUUCGUUGCAAGCCAUAGAUCGUGUUGUAAAUGGAGCAGCUAAAAAUUUUUAUAUGACUGCAGGAAGGUAUAAUGUACCCAUUGUGUUUCGUGGUCCAAAUGGAAACGCUAAAGGUUUAGCAGCACAACACUCUCAGUGUUUUGGGGCAUGGUAUAUGAGUUGUCCUGGUUUGAAAGUAACAUCACCUACAACGUGUGAAGAUUAUAGAGGAUGUUUAAAAGCUGCUGUUCGAGAUCCUGAUCCGGUUGUAAUUUUAGAAAGUGAAGUACUCUAUAAUUUUACAUUUCCUGUAUCUGAUGAAGCUAUGGAUAAGGAUUUCAUGAUACCAUUUGGUAAAGCUAAAAUUGAAAAGCUGGGUAAACAUAUUACACUAACAUCACAUGGUCAAGCUACAUUCUACACAUUGCAAGCAGCUGAAAUUCUAGCAGGAGAAGGAAUAGAAGCAGAAGUUAUAAAUUUACGUUCUCUCAGACCACUAGAUUGGGAUACAAUUUUUAAGUCGAUUUCAAAAACACACAGAUUAAUGACAGUUGAAUUGGGAUGGCCUAGAUGUGGAGUAGGAUCUGAAAUAGUAGCUACUGUUAUGGAAAAUCCAAUAUUUUUCCAGCUUGAUGCCCCUGCUGUACGCUGCACAGGUAUUGAUGUACCUAUGCCUUACGCGGAAAAUAUUGAAUACGAAUGUACACCCAAAGACCAUCACAUUGCAGAGUUUGCUAAGAAAAUUUGUGGCAUGAAUAUAUAAAUACAUUUUGUAUAUCGAAAAUAAAAUUCUACUCACUAAAGAA
Megalopta genalis is the source of this 3509-nucleotide messenger RNA. The record is from RefSeq and is a predicted model, not a curated record. Lineage: Eukaryota; Metazoa; Arthropoda; Insecta; Hymenoptera; Halictidae.